AUGUCUACUUACCCUGCAUCUAACAUUAUUUUAUUUGAUCAAAAUGGUACUCAAUAUACUUAUACAAUUAUUAAAGAAGGAUAUUAUCCUCAAAUUGAUAUACUUUGUUACACUUCUUCUUUAAGUGAUUUAGGGAAUGUACCUACUUCAAAGAUUUUCAGUCUUAGAUUCUUGAAUGAAAGGCGUUGGGAAUUGGAGUUAGGGGACGUUAGUAGAACCUUUACUAACGUUUCUUCAUUUUUUUUAACCGUAAACCUUCUACCUGAACACUUUGAAAGAUUUGAUUGGGAUUUUACUUAA
Molecule: messenger RNA, 300 nt
Organism: Rhizophagus irregularis DAOM 181602=DAOM 197198
Lineage: Eukaryota; Fungi; Glomeromycota; Glomeromycetes; Glomerales; Glomeraceae
Source: RefSeq, a predicted model, not a curated record